GGGAGAUGUAGUUUUCCCUACGGGAUUGUGGGAGUCGUGGUUUGUCAGCACCGGGACAGGAGGCCCAGCCGCCUUGAGUUAUCAGAGCUUCCAGCUGCCUCUCAUGCCGGCGUCUACGAGGUGCGUUGGUCAGGAGUGAACUCACAGCUGGCCCGCCAUGAACUGGAAGGUUCUUGAACACGUGCCCCUGCUGCUGUAUAUCUUGGCAGCAAAGACCCUGAUCCUCUGCCUGGCCUUUGCGGGAGUGAAAAUGUACCAAAGGAAAAGCCUGGAAGCGAAACUGCAAGCCGAGGAGAAGAAGAAGCGGUCGGAGAAGAAAGAGAACUGAGGAGAUAGCAGAGAUUUUUCUAUUUAAAUGUCAGCUUGAGUGGACUCCAGCAGAGAAGAGAGAAGAAAGACUAGUGAUCUAGGGAUUACCGGAUGUCAGAGGACACGCUUCCAGCCUAGACCUUUAACUUAAUGAUUAACAGUGUGAAUUUUGUAUGUUUAUAGAAGAACCAGUAUUUUGUUACUGAAAUAAAGU
This is a messenger RNA of Peromyscus eremicus (cactus mouse), 523 nucleotides long. RefSeq names its product small integral membrane protein 11 (gene Smim11). Lineage: Eukaryota; Metazoa; Chordata; Mammalia; Rodentia; Cricetidae. The record is from RefSeq and is a predicted model, not a curated record. Bases 158 to 328 code for a protein of 56 amino acids. The transcript is spliced from 4 exons.